This is a messenger RNA of Paramuricea clavata, 2423 nucleotides long. The record is from the annotation of a GenBank genome assembly. Lineage: Eukaryota; Metazoa; Cnidaria; Anthozoa; Malacalcyonacea; Plexauridae.
AUACUAUGUUAGCGACUGUAGCCGAAGAUGCGCCGAAGACGCGCCGAAGAUGAAUUGCACAAAUUCAAAAUGCCGGACGAGAAUGUUGAUUUAGAACUUCAGUGGGAAAGUCGUUUGGAGAAAAAUUUUAAUGUUUUUACAGUUGGAAAGAUAUUCAGGUAAGAGAGAAAGCUUGUAGAAUUGAUAUAGUUUAAAUAUUAUGUUGAUUUUUUCUCGCCAAUAGUCAAAAUGACCCGAAUUAUGACUUUUCAAUACACGUGUAUUAUUCGGAUAAUUUCAAUUUUUGCAUUUUGAGUCAUUCAAAGAACGUAUUUCAUCUUGAGAGCUCGUUUUAGACAAAUUUAUAUAAAAACUUGUAUAAAUAUAGAAAUUUUCUAAUGAGAUGUCUGCAUGAAAAUUGAUGUGGUGGCCUCGUAUAUAAGAUCUAGUUCAAACAUCAGAGAGGUUCUUUUGUUUUUAUUAGCUUCGCCAACUAGGGCAGGGUCACCACAACAGCAUAUGCCAAUUACUGUGGGCCCUUUUUUUUACCUAACCCACCCUGUCAACUUUUCCCUGUGGGAGGAAACCGGAGUACCCGGGGAAAACCCACGGCGUUCGGCAGAGCGUUGACUUUUACUCUUUUCACAUGGGGACUGGGUUCGAGUCGCACUGAGAAGGUACUUAGUGAGAUUCGAACCUGCAGCCUCAGAGGUGAAAGGCAAGUGCGCUAACCACUUGGCCACCGUAGCCCCAUUCAGAAUUGACCUUUCACUUCUGCUACCAUUAAGGGACCAUUAACCAAUCAGAUGCAUUUGAUAUAUCCAAUUAACCAAUCAGAUGUAGGCAAAGCCAAUGAGAGGCUGUAGUAACGGAAGUGAAAUCUGGACCUCUUUAUUACACUUGUCAUGUUCCAAACCUAAUGUCAUUGUUUGAGCACAUUUUCUUCUGCACAUGUCAUGAGAAGUUCAACAAUUGAACUGUAGUCGUAAAUCAUUCUGAAAUAUGUUGCCCUUUUACCCAAUGGCAUCGUUUUCAUGUCAAAUACUUACUCAUGUUUUAAGUGCUUAGUAGGGUUGAAAAUUACUUCGUAAUUGAGCCUAAGAACAGCAAGAAACAAAUUUCGUCCAGGAAAACAUGGGAAUAUAAUCUUUAUCUGCCCCUGACAUGCUAAAAUAAGUUAACAUGGAAACAAGGCCAUUGGAUAAAAGAGAAUAAUCGGUAAGGUGUAUUAAUUAAUGAGGUGUUAAAUAAUUUCUUCUUAAACAGACUAAAUGAUGAUUGUUUGGUUGUUGGAGGUGAAGAUGGAAUGAUUACUGUCUAUGAAAUACCCACAGUGAAGAAUUCAGUAAAGAAUGUAUCUUUGAAGGUAAUGCUGCACAGAUAUCUGAUUAUUGUAGCUCAUAUUUAGUAAUUGUGUGUUAUUUUUUAUUUCAAUCCAGGAAUUGAUCAAAUUGGAAACGAAAGGGGGUCCAGUCCAAACAUUAUGUUUGCAUGAUGUCACUAAAUUUGGUUCUGUUGAUUUGAUUGUUGCUGAUUCCAAAGGAACUUUGACUUUUUUUGGAAACAAACAGAUUUUGUAUAAAAUGACAAUAUCUGAAGGAUGUAUAUCUGCCUUGGCUGUCGACAUUGAUACAGGUAUGAUGUAUAUGUAAUUGAUUAUUUUAAAUUAUUCGUCUAACCCAUAAAGGUGCAAUGCACACCUUCAUGCAGCCAGUAUUAUCAGAAUGUUUUUGCUCUGUCUAUAAACAGCAACUGGUGUUACUUGUCUUACCUGUCCAUUUCCAUCAUGUGCACAAAUGCUGUUGAACUGUGUAGUUUACUCCAGAGUCUAACAGGGCAGGAAAAAAUAUUUUCUUCGUGGGAGCAGUCAACCUGGGGACAAAAUUUUCCUGCAGACCAACAGAGUAUUCUUGUGCUAAAUCUGCAUGUGCAUAAACAUAUAGUGUUCUACUGUAGCUGACUGUGGUUUUAAAUUCAAGGAAUAAUGUCUGUCAACCAUAUGUUGUUGUGCCCAUAGUGGGACAUGGCUGUUAAGGUUUCCUUCAAAUUUUCAAUAGCAAAUCUUCAUCCAAACGAAUUUCUUGCAUCUGUUUAACAUUUCCUGCGAGCAGUGCGUGUAUGCUCACCCAUUUUUCCACCCCUGCCGUCUAACAACUAGACUUCCCAAAUAGGGGUUUAUUCCAGUUUAUUUGAUCUCAUACUAAACUGGAUAGAACAUCAAAACCAGUUUCAUGAUGGUGACAUUGUCCAUGGGUAAGAAAAAGUAACUUAGAAAUCUCUAAAAUAUAUAUGCCACACGGUUAAUAUUUAUUUACUGAAUUAUCUUUCAGCACAAAACUUGUCGAUAGUUGUUGGAGAUCAUGAAGGAAAUGUACUUGGUUGUUUACCUCACUGUACUCAGUGGAGAUUACGACUCAAUGAUAUGAUCACCUCAAACAAGGUAG